UGCAAAAGAUGGUGAUGGUGUACAGGGUAUACACUUAAAUAUAUACCUAUAUACCCAUAAGCAAGACCAGCAUAAAAAAUAAUAAUGAAAAAAAAUUAAAUAAAAGCCAAAAAGAAAAAUAAAAAUCAUUAAAGAAAGUAAUAGUAAUAAAAUCGAUAAAUUUAAAUCCAGUGAGAAAUUUAAUUAAAUUAAAAAACUGAAGUGGAUUUUUGUUUAUUCCGAUAAAUAAACUAAAAAAAAAACGUUAAAAUUUAUUUGACAUAAUUUUUAUGAUUUAAUUAAGCUACAUAAUAUAUAAUAUUAUAUAUAUGUAUAUACGUAUUAUAUAUUAAUUGUGUAUGUAGUAAAGUAUUUGUGAUUAUUAAAUUUAAAUAACUAGCACUAGAGUAUCGUGAUAAAAAAUAAAGAACAAUUUAAAAUUUUAAAUGUGUCUUCUGUAUGCUGUAUUUUGCUGUAGCUGAUGCAUGGACAACAAGAAGCUCCACCGCGCGAUUAAAAGGCGGCCCCGUGUUCACUCCGAGUAUUACAUAUUUUAUAAAUAAUUCAAGUUGGAGUUUAAAAAAAAAGUGUUGGAUGUAAGAUGAACAUGAACAAUCAUGAGAGGCCAAAAAUUGCCCAGAAAAGUCACAGGGCCAAUGAAGACGGUGCCUUUGACUCGAGAAAAAUAAAAAAAGAAUGCAAUGAGGUUAUUUGUGCCGAUGGAGAUGUCAGUAAAAACUCUAAUAUCUACGAUACUACGACAGGAACAACUACGACGUCUAAUAAUUUAGUAAUUAAUGAUGACAAUUCGACACCAACAUCAAUAACAACACGCGAGCGUAAUUCCGGUUCGCGUUUGUCCAAUGGCUUUCAUCCUGACAUCCAGGAUAUCAUCGCUGCUAAAUUGUCAACCUCAAAUUCUCAUGGAUUAUCAUUGUCAGCUAAAAAUGAUAAGAUUCGACAUCUCAUUGAGGACAGUAUCAGCGAGGAAUCAAAAUUGCGUGUUCAAGAAAUUUAUCUACAAGUUGAUCAGCUAAAAAUAGAUGAGAAAUUAUUACUGUACCUGAAAUUACCAGCGUCAUUGACGAAUCCUGGUGGUACGGUCGAUCCAUUGAGACAGCCGUUAAAUCCUCUCGGUAAUCGGUAUGAAAUUCAUCAAACGAUAAUGUGGAUUAAAACGCAUCUAGAAGAAGAUCCUGACGUUUCUUUACCCAAACAAGAAGUUUAUGACGAAUACAACAUUUUUUGUAUAAAAAAUCUAAUGAAACCUCUGUCGACUGCUGAUUUUGGUAAAGUUAUGAAACAAGUUUACCCGCGAGUACGACCACGAAGACUCGGUACUCGCGGUAAUUCACGUUAUUGUUAUGCUGGGAUGAGAAAACGAGUCAAACUUGACACUCCAACACUUCCUUCAAUCAUUGGUGUCACGGAUGAAGAUGAUUCUGAAGAAUCAUUGACUGAAGAAAUGCUUGGAGCAGCGUCAAUUUUAAUUCGCGAAUGGGCUGAAAGUACACUAGGUCAUAAAUUUUCAUCAUUAAGCGGCUUGGCGCGUCAUUUAGUUGACAAUCUGUGUGUCGAUACUCGAUCGUUGGCUGCUGUUUGUAUUCUCAGUGCCUCAGUGGAUGUUGAAAAUUCAUCAAACAAAAUUUUAGAGACACCUCUCAAGUCAUCAACACCAAUCGGUGGUAAAUCUGGAAAAUUACGCGAAGCUCAAAUACAGUUACAAAAAAAACUUCAACAACGGGAUCAAAAAAGUCGAAACUCCGAGGCGAUUGUAAAUCAGCCAAAGGAAAGUAAUAAUGGGGGUAGUGAAAUUGUUAAAAAUUCAGUAGGUAAAUCGUAUAAAAAAAGUAGAACUAGUUUGUCUCAAUCACCACAAACUACAAAUUCAACGGCAACUGUACCAAUUAAAUCAUCAUCAUCAUCAUCAUCAUUAAUUACAAAUCGGUCUAGAAAAUUAUCAAGGUCUUGUAGUCAGACUAGUACGAUAUCACCACAACUGAACUGUGAUAAUUCAGCCGGGCGUACGUCUGUCGAGCCUUUAAAUGGAUCUUCAAAUGCCAGAUCUUGCACGAGUACGCCCAAUGACUCAAUUACCUCACGAGAUAAUAUUUUAACAGCAACAACAAAUAAAAAUUCACGGAAGCGUGUUAGUCUAGAUCAAGCGCGUCCAAGUAAUGAAACGAGCCCAGAAAAACAAGCGAAGCUUGACGGUGAUAGCAAAAAUAACGAUGAUUCAAAACUGUCCCUAUCGUCAAAAUUGAAGCAACAAAAUUCAAAUCAGCAACGUGCUAAUAAAGUAACAGUUGUGUCACCAGGUAAUUUAAAAUUUAAAAAACUCGAUAUUACUGACGAUAACAAUGUUAUAAAAAUAGUUAAAUGCCGUGAUAAUAAUAAUAUACUUAUAGAUAAUAAUCGUAUUAUAAAAUCUAAUGGUCGUUCUAGUGUUUAUGAUAAAAGUAUAAUAACUCCUGUUAUUGUUGACGAUACUACAAGUAUUUUAAUAAAAGAUCAAAUAUCUACUUUACAAGAUAGUAAUAGUAAUACUACUGAUACUGAUAAUUUUAUAGAUAAUAAUAAAAAUGAUAAACUGACUACUAUUGAUACCGACGCACUUGAUGAUUAUUUAAACGGUGGUAAUAAUUCUCAAGAACCUGAAGAAGAAUUACUACAAUAUUUCAAACAAUCAAGUUCAUCAAGUUCUGAUAAUGAUAUUACCUCAUUGUCAUUAAUUAAUAAUUGUAAUAGUACUAUUACCACUGCUUGUACCAAUACCGCUAUUAUCAAUACCACUAAUUCAAAUAUUGUUACAACUGAUGUUGAUCAAACAUCAAGAUCUGAUAAAGUAUCACAGCUACGUUUAAUAUUACAACAGAAUCUCAAAGAUGGUACAAUUAAAACAACGGAUAUUAUUAAAAAACAAAAUAAUAAUGAUAAUAUUAAUCAUAUUAAUAAUAAUAAUAAUAAUAGUAAUAAUAAUAAUAAUAAUAAUAAUAAUCAGAUAGGAAAACGUCAAGUACAAAAAAAUGAUAUUAUAUUACCAACAUUAUUAAAUAAUCAGAAUAAUAAUACUAAUAAUAAUACUAAUACUAAUAAUAAUAAUAAUACUAAUAAUAAUAAUAAUAAUAAUUCACGUAGACGAGUUAGCUUUGAGACAAAUGUUAUUGAACAUAAUUCUCAGCUAAUAAAUAAUAAUAUACCAACAAUAAAUCCAGUACCACCAAGUCCAAAUACACGUCGUCAUAUAUUUAAUUUUACUCCAAUAUCACCAGGACCUCAUUCACCAAUAAACGGACGUGCAUCAAAACCUAAUUCAGCAAAUGCUAGUCCUUUUGUAUCACCACGUAAUACACCAGUACCACGAUCAAGAAGCAAUAUAGCUAAUGUAUAUAGAUCAUCACGUAAUAAUUUAAAAUCAUAUUCACGGUCAAAUUCAUGUAGUGCAACAUAUAUUUGUAAAAAUAAUACCGAUAAUACUGAUACGUUUCUCGUACCAACGAGUAGCAAUGAAACAAUUAAAUUGUCACCAUCAUUGUCAUCAGCAUCAGUACCAGCGACAACAACAGCAACAAUAUUGGGGUGUAAUAAAACAACUCAAGUACAAGUUUGUGGUAAUAUUGGAUCAAUAACAUUGGGACCAGAUGAUAAUAAAUCAACAUUAGUGUGUACAUCAUUAUUAUCAGAUGUUAAUCCACAAAAACAAUUACUUAUUAAUUAUCCAAGUCAGGAAAAUUUAUUAGAAAUUAAAAAUAUAAAUAAUAAUAAUAAAUCUACGACGACACCGCCAGCAGCUGCUGGGAUACUGACUAGCAAACCAGCAGAUCAAGAAAUAAGUGAAUUAUUAUUGAAUAGUGUAAAACAAUACAAUUAUAAUAAUAGUGAUAAUUAUUAUCGUUCGCAGUCAGUACCAUUGCAUCGUAUGUUUAAUCCAACGCUAGUGUCACCGAUAUCAAUGCAAUUUUUUUCAAACAACAACAGCUUCAAUCCAUCGACAAGUAGUUCUGUUGUACAUACACCGGUACCCAGUGAGUAUGAUGAUUUUGGUUCAAUAACUGGACAGUCAGAUAGUUAUUUGUUGGACCAAGUUGAUGCUAAUUUUAUAAAUGAUGAUCAGUCAUUCCUCAUUGAAGACAAAGCAAUAUCAUCCGAAAAUAUAAACAAAAUAUUUGAUUUCUUCGACGAGGACAAUGACAAAGAUUUGAAUAAUAUUCUAAAUCAACAAAACAAUGACGCUGAGGAUGAUGAUGACGACUAUGAAGAAGACGAUGAUGAUCAUAAUCACCAUCAUGAUGAUACCAAUUUAAUUAUACUCAACUCGUUAUCAAGUGCUGCUAAUAUGGGCAUGCAGGAGACGAUGCUCGAUCCUUCGACAUUGAACCCUUCGUCUAUUGAUCCGUUUGAAAAAAUAAUAAUACACCAGCAACAGUCUAGAUCGUAUCCUAAUACACCACUGCCUAAUUCUGUAACGACAGCAACUACGUCAACGUCAACAGCAACAACGACCCCACCACCAGCAGCAAUAACGGCAUCUUAUCAUCAGUCAUUCACGGAAGACAGCAAUGGACCACGUUCUUAUCCGCCAACACCUUCGUCGCAUCUUAUAGGGUCUCAAGAUGUUUAUCAAGAAACAAAUGAACCGAUGCUGUCAAGUCCGACAUUGAAUUCAUUAAAUUUACAUGUUACUGAGCAUGGUAACAAUGAUCCAACGGAUAACGUUUGUAGAAAUGUUAGCGAUUUAUUAGAAACAAAUUUUCUUACUGACGGGGACGAUGACGAUGGACUUGAUCCGCUAAGUAAUUUUGAUGGGUUGCAAGAUGUUGAUUCAUUAGCACCGUUAUUUAAUGAAGUAUCUGAUACUAAUCGUUGAUUGAUUAAUUUUAGUUAUUAUUAUUAUUAUUAAACAUUAAAUAUUUAAAUAAUAGAUAACGAUUAUCAACAAAUUAACGAUUUUAAAUCGUUUUAGUUAAGCAGGCUGUGGCGCAAUAUAUACCAGUGGCUUUUUUAUUUUUUACUUCUAUUAGUUUUAUUUCAUUUUUCAUCCAAUCACUUGAAUUAACAAAAUGUGAUAAUUUCACGUUUUAAGAUUCUGCAUUUACUGUACGUUUGAUUUUAAUGACAUUCUCAGGUAGUGUCCACCCCAUACUUUUUAAAAAUUGUAUAAGAAUUUUAUCAAUUCAUUGGAAAAAAGUUUAAUCGUUAAUUGAAAAAAGGACGACGUAGUUGAACUUUUCUCAGAGAGAGAAUGAGCCAGAAGUCUCUGCCACUACUGAACAUUUCUGAACUGCGCAUGUGUAAAGAAAAAUGGGAGAAUAUUUAGUACAUAGAACACCCAGAGUGGGGGUAAAACCCGAAAAUACCCGAGGUGCACUCAUAAUUUAAAAUGUCAAAUUUUGUCUGCUAAAAUUUAAUUAAAAAAUUGCAUUUAAUUCCUAAUUGGUUACAAUUGCGAGUAAUUUUUUUUUUAAAUCUAUUUUUCGACGGAAGUGUACAAUUGUCUCAUCAAGUGAGUGUACCUCGGGUGUUUUCGGUUUUUGCCCCCACUUUAGGUGUUCUAGGUACUAAAUCUCCCACUUUUCUUUACACAUGCGCAGUUCAGAAAUGUUCAGUAGUGGGAGAGACUUCUGAUUCAUUCUCUCUCUGGGAGAAGUUCAACUGCGUUGUCUUUUUUCAAUUAAUUGAUUAAAUUCUAAUACAAUUGACAGAUUAAGGUCAUUGAAUAUUUUUAAAGAGUAUGGGGGAGAAUGUCUGAGAAUGUCCUUAAAAAAAAUAAUAAAUAUUGAUAACACUGACAUAUAUCUAAAUAUACGUCGGCAAAAGCAGUUGCCCGGUCACGGGAUAUUUUAUAUUAAAAUCCAAGUUAAUUGAAUGAAAAAAUUCAACGUGAUAAAAAAUAAUAAUAAUAAUAGUUAUAAAUAAAUAGAAUACACUAAAUAUUAGUGUAAUAAAUAUAAAAAUGAAUAAUUAAAAAAAAGUAUUUGCAAUUGAGAUUUUUUUUUAUCGACGUGAAAAAAUUUUUUCAAGAUUAAUAAUUUAAAUAAAGACAAAUCAGCAUUGAAAUAAUUAUUAGCAGUAAAAUAAAUUUAACUUUCAUUUUUUAUGCUUUUUUUUUUUUCUUUAUUAAUAAGAAAAAUAAGAUCGUAUUUAAAUUAUUAAUUGUUUGAAGUCCGCAAUCAAAGGACUUACGGUUUAAGUGUAAAAUCUAUUUGUACAAAUUAUUUAAUAGUAUAUAUAUUUUUUUUUUAAUACAUUUUUUUGUAUGUAUGAUUUUAACUAACUAUAAAUACUAUGCAAUUUAUUUAGUAAUUAUUUUUUAAACAAAAUUUGCAUCAAUUGAUAACCGGCAAAAUUGAUAUUUUUAUUUAUUGUAUACAAAGACAAGGAUUUUUUGGCGCAAAAAUUUUUUACUCGCCCGUAGAAAAUUUUUACUUGCCCCAAGAAAUCUUUUUUCUUUGUAUAUUACGAUCAAAUUUGUAUAGUUAAAAUAUUUGUUAUCCAGAAAGUAGUUGACUUUUUUUUUUUUAAUCUGACCAAUAAUUAAAUGCUACAAACAAUUUAGAUCAAUAAAUGAUAUUUUGAAUUUAGCGCUCUUGGUUUGUUUAAACAAGUACCAAAAAAGUAUUAAUAUAUUUCAUACAGUAAUGAAUAAAGUUUAAUAUUAAAUAAUUAAGAUAAUAAAAAUUUGAUAUUAAUCUUUUUCAUUGAAAUUUUUUUUCUUUUGUAUUAAAAAAAAAUUAAAACUAAACUAUAAAAUUGAAAUAAUUACGAAACUAAGAUUACACGCACAAAAAUAAUUUUUACAUUAGGUAAUAUCGAUAAUUAAAGUCUAAUCAUGUAUAAUCGGGAUUCGCAUUAUAACAAAAUAUAAUAAAUAAUAUAGGAAUUAAACGAAAAAUGUGUUGGUAGAUAGAAAAAAAUAUAUAAAUACUGGAGAUCAAAUUACUUUGGAAAUAAUUAAUAUUAAUUUUUUAAUAAACGUAAUCGAGCUUAAUGACGACAACAAAAGUAAAAAAAAUUCAUGUUUCGGUACAAAUUAAUUUCUUUAGUUAUUUUAUAAAUUUCAUGUGAUUUGAUCAGCAGUAAUACAAUAAAUAUAUCGUGAUUUAUAUUAACUAGUAGAAUUGCAUGAUGACAAACAAUAGAUCAACCCGUUCCAUAUUUAUUUUAAAAAUUAUUUGCCCGAGUGCACCUGAAUCCCGAUAGAUUAUUUUAUUUUUAAAAUUACAAUUUAAAAAAAAAUGUUUUUACAUAAAUUUUGUUUUUUUUUUAUAACAAAUGAUUGAAUACUUAAUAAGUUAAAAUUAUGUUGAAUAAUUAAAAAAAAUAUAACUUUUGUAAUUAGUGCAAUUAAUAAUUAUUAUUUAUUAUUGAUAAUAAAAAAAAAUAAUAAUAAUAAUUAAAAAUGAAUUAUGUUUAGUAAACUGUGAUAUUUGCGUGAAUGUAUGUGUGUUUUGUGUAUAUAUGUAAUUUUUAAUUUAACUUUAAUCAAUCAGGUUUAUUUUUAAAUAUUAAUUUUAAUAUUUUCAUUAUUUAUUAAUAUAAAAAAAAACAUUUAACUCACAGAUUAUCAUAUUACUAGUAGUAAUUUAUAACGAUAAAAUAAAAAACGGCUUGAAUAUUGUGGUAGUUUGCAAUCGUAACAAUUUCUUUUUUUGUACUUUUUAAUUAUUAAGUCAAUAAAUUUUUUUAUUUCUUUAAUUUUAAUAAAUAGCGACACUAAUAUCAACAAUUCAUUUUAUUAUUAAUUAAUUUUAAGUAGUAUAUGUAUAUAUUUAUACAUAUAAAUAUGAUUUUGUAUUAUUUAUAAUUAAUAAUGUAUGAUGACAAAAUAAAAUGUUACAUAUUGUAUGGCCUAAAUAAUUACAAUCUAUAA
Molecule: messenger RNA, 7849 nt
Organism: Microplitis mediator
Lineage: Eukaryota; Metazoa; Arthropoda; Insecta; Hymenoptera; Braconidae
Exons: 6
Coding region: 581-4846 (1421 amino acids)
Biological process (GO): regulation of transcription by RNA polymerase II
Molecular function (GO): RNA polymerase II cis-regulatory region sequence-specific DNA binding; DNA-binding transcription factor activity, RNA polymerase II-specific
Source: RefSeq, a predicted model, not a curated record